Uloborus diversus is the source of this 3127-nucleotide messenger RNA. RefSeq names its product ubiquinone biosynthesis O-methyltransferase, mitochondrial-like. The transcript is spliced from 2 exons. Lineage: Eukaryota; Metazoa; Arthropoda; Arachnida; Araneae; Uloboridae. The coding region runs from base 134 to 964 and encodes 276 amino acids. The record is from RefSeq and is a predicted model, not a curated record. Gene Ontology annotation, cellular component: U12-type spliceosomal complex. Gene Ontology annotation, molecular function: 2-methoxy-6-polyprenyl-1,4-benzoquinol methyltransferase activity; metal ion binding. Gene Ontology annotation, biological process: ubiquinone biosynthetic process.
GUCGAGCGUGAAAUUGGAAACACAAGUUCAUUACAUAAGCUGUUAUGUAAAGUAAAUACAAGUAAAUAUUCUUUAAAAAUUUUCCUGUAUUAAAAGAGAACAAACCACGUCAAAGAUAAAUCUUUCUUCUGAGAUGGUUGCCUGUGUAUUUUCAUGUGCCACUCGAAACUUUUUUAGCAGAAGUGCUUUCUGCCACUCCUUGAAAUAUUUUCAGUGUACUGCUAGUUUUUCAUCGAAUGCUACCGUAAAUCCCAGAGAAAUUGAAAAAUUUACUACUAAAGCAAAUGAAUGGUGGGAUAAAGAACUUGUACUGCUUCAUUCUAUGAACUCGGUCCGAGUUCCCUUUAUUCGGGAUGGUCUCCUUUCAAUGUCUGGGAUGCCAAAGAAAACAGCCCAUCCCUUGAAAGGUUAUUCCAUUAUUGAUGUAGGUUGUGGCGGUGGAAUUCUAUCUGAACCUCUUGCCAGAUUGGGUGCAAACGUUACAGGUCUUGAUCCUGGACACCAAAAUAUCGAGAAAGCUAUUGAACAUGCAUCACUUGAUGAGAAACUGAAAGACAAACUAACUUAUGUGUGUGAUACUGUUGAAAACCAUAUUUCUUCACCAUCUAAAUAUGAUGCAGUAGUUUGUAGUGAAGUAGUAGAACAUGUGGAUAACCUUGAAAUGUUCGUUUCACAUUGUGUUGAAAUAACGAAAGAUGGGGGCUCAUUGUUUUUUACUACAAUUAAUCGGACUGCUCUGUCAUAUUUGCUCUCAAUAGUAUUUGGUGAAUAUAUUACAGGUUUAAUACCUAGGGGAACUCAUGAUUGGAAUAAAUUUGUACAACCAAAAGAAUUAUGUCACAUUUUGGAAUCUCUUAAUUGCCGUGUUGUGUCAGUUCAAGGAUUUAUGUAUAAUCCUGUUACAAAAAGCUUUGGGUGGUGUCCUAAUACUAGUAAUUCUUAUGCAUUACAUGCUGUAAAGUAGUUCCUUAACAGUGUCUAGCUUACAAAAUGUGUUGAGGCGUUAGUUAACGUAAGUUUAGAAAUUGUUUAGCUGCUUGCAUUACAGCAAUGCCUGUAUAGCAUUUUUCUACAUUAUAUAGUAAAAGAAAACUAUUUACUUCUCCUUUUCAGUCAAUAUUCAAACAAUGAAAUAGUUUGUUUCAAGAAGGAAAUAACUUAAUUAUGCAGAGUGGUGACAGAUCAUCAGGGAAAAGUCAGGGAACUUUAUUAAUCAGGGAAAUGUCAGGGAAUUUUGAAAAAAUAACAAAAAAUCAGGGAAAAUUGAUUUUAUGAAGAAAUUUUUUUUUUUUGCUUUACAAAAUUAAGUACUCUAAUUCUCUACGCAUUUUCCGCCAAUUAGCUGUUCAAAAAAAAAAAAAAGUAAAAUUAAUGAGGUGCGAUUAUACACUGCCGCAUAUUUGUGCAUCUUUUUUCCUCAACGUCAAAGUAUUGAACCUUACUUAUUAACCACAGGAUGAACUUCCUAAGAUUGCUUCUGUGUCUGUUAGGUUGUUUAUUUUACCUAGCUUGAAAUUUCCCUUUACGCUUUCAAUGCUACGUAAAAUAAACAACAACACAGGCAAAGAGGAAGCCUUCAUUAAUGCCUUAGCUCCUUUGCCUUUAUUCCAUUGUCUCGAAGUAAUUAGCGUACUGUAAUCACGACUUCAAGAAGAAAUCUUUGGUUUUUGAAGUAAUGCUAUAAAAGCUUAAAAGUUAUUACUUAGUGUUUUUAAUUUAAUUGCUAAAAUUGAGCUUUCAAUUAAAAAUAACUUUGUUUUUUGCCGUUAUACUAUUUGUUGUCACCGCAGAUUAUAAAGAUUUUCUUUUCUUCAGACUUAAGAGUGAUUCUUUAAUUUUAUAACCAAGUUGUAUUCUUCUUUUAUAUAUUUUGAAAUUAACUAAUUGCUUUUUUUUCUUGCAUUUCAAAGUUGUUUGAUACAAAAGCAAUCUAAGAUUUUUUUUCGUUACGUACUGAAAUCAUUUGAAAUAGAGUUAACUUGUGUACUUAAGUAAAUAUCUUUAUUUUUUAAUUGUUGAAAUGCUGUAUUCAUUCAUUAAAACCUAUGUUCUUGAUUAGAGAAAAGCUCCCUAUGAAUGGAUGUCAAAUGGUUUCAUCUGUUUUGCAUAAAUAUGUCAAUUAGUUAUAUAAGAAUAACUACAUUACUUCUGUUCUUUCACUAUUACUUGUUAUUCUUACAACAAUUAUUAUACUGUUUUAAAACUUAGUUCAAAAUAAUUUCAAUUACUUUUUAGUUCUAUCAUAAAUACACAUAUGUUUUUAAGAGUAAUUGUAAUAGUUUUUUUAAAAUUCUUAUUCUAAGUGGUUUCUCGAAGUAAAGUAUUUUUUUUUUUAAAUUUUCUAUAAUCUUUCCAUUGUAGAAAAAUUUAAUAUAGUGUUUUGUAGGUUUUUUUCCCAAAAAAUAACUUGAUAUGUUUUUUUAACAAUUUUAUUUAAAAGUAGCAUUUUUUAAAAAUAUAUCUUUAGUUCAACAACUUUACACAACUUAAAAGUUUAAAAUACUGCAUUUUAUACAGAUAUACAAUGGAUUUCAAGUAGAGCAAAGAAAGAAAACCAUUAUCAUUGGUAACGUAAAUCAGGGAAAUUUGCUGAACUUAAUCAGGGAAAAGUCAGGGAACUUUUUUUCACAGUUCCUGUCGCCACCCUGUUAUGGGUGAUGAUUAUAAAUUGUAUUAUACAUUAAUCAUUUCCUAUGUUUAUCUAAUUAAUAGCUGACAUAUAUUAGAAAAAAAGGCAUCCACAUUAUAUUUUGCUUUACAAUUAAUUUUCUUUUUUUAAUCUUUUGUCUGCAGCUUUGGUGAUGUUUGUUGAAAAAUUCUUUCUGCCAAAUUGAUCAUUAAUAAAUAGGAUUUAUAAAUUUUUUCUUCCUGUCAUGAUAAUUGUACUUGCAUGUGCAUUUUUUGUUUCACGUGGAAAAAAUUAUACAAUGGCUGUAUAGUAGUAGAAAUAUGCAUAUGCAAUCAGACUAUUGAUUGCUUACAUCACUGAUAUGGAUUUUAAUUUUUUUUUUCUUGUUUUUACCAAUCACUUGUUUCAAUUUUUCCUUUAAAUUAAUUCUGAUUAUCUCAGUAUUAUCAACUUGUUUGUGAUUUAAAAUAUAAUCAAUAAAAUAGUUUAAAAUAUUCA